GAACUUGAUGUUGAAGGUCCAGGCGUAGACCUAGAAGCACCAGACAUCCAUCUGAAAGGUCCAGAAGGCAAAUUGAAAAUGCCCAAAUUUAAAAUGCCCAGAUUUGGUAUGUCUGGUCCUAAUGUAGAGGGUCCAGAUAUUGAUGCUAGCCUUCCUAAAGGAAGUAUCGAUAUAUCUGGUCCAGGUGUGGAUAUUCAGGCUCCUGAUGUAGACAUUGAGGGACCAGAAGGCAAAUUGAAAGGCCCCAAGUUUACAAUGCCCAAAGUGAAUAUAGGUCUACCAAAUGUACCAAAAGUAUCAAUGCCUGACUUUGAUCUUAAUCUGAAAAUGCCAAAGUUAGAAGGAGAUUUGAAAGCUCCCAAAGUUGACAUCAAAGGCCCAGAAGUUGACCUUGAGGCUCCAGAUGUAGAUAUGGAUGGAAAAGUAAAAGGUCCUAAGUUCAAGUUACCUUCAAUGCCAAAAAUGUCAAUGCCUGAUAUUGACUUUCAUUCUAAAGGUCCUAAAAUAGAAGGAGAUUUGAAAUGCCCUAAAGUAGACCUUAAAGCCCCAGAACUUGAUGUUGAAGGUCCAGACGUAGACCUAGAAGCACCAGACAUCCAUCUGAAAGGUCCAGAAGGCAAAUUUAAAAUGCCCAAAUUUAAAAUGCCCAAUUUGGGGGGUUCUGGUGCAAAGUUGGAGGGUCCAGAUUUUGAUGCUAACCUUCCCAAAGGAAGUCUUGAUGUAUCCGUUCCAGAUUUAAAUGUUAAGGCUCUUGAUGUAGAUCUUGAGGGGCCAGAGGGCAAAUUAAAAAGCCCCAAAUUUAAAAUGCCAAAAGUUUCAGUGCCUGACUUUGAUCUGAAUCUGAAAGGUCCAAAGUUAGGAGAUUUGAAAGGCUCAGAAGUUGACCUCCAGGCUCCGGAUGUAGAUAUUGAUGGUAAAGUAAAGGGUCCCAAGGUCAAGUUACCCUCAAUGCCAAAAAUGUCAAUGCCUGAUAUUGACUUAAAUUUUAAAGGAGAUUUUAAAGGCCCUAAAGUGGACAUCAAAGCCCCAGAGCUUGAUUGUGAAACUCCAGGAGUAGAAAUAGAAGCACCAAAUAUCAACCUAAAAGGCCCAGAAGGAAAAUUUAAAAUGCCCAAAUUUAAAAUGCCCAAAUUUGGGGGUUCUGGCCCAAAAGUGGAGGGUCCAGAUAUUGAUGCUAACCUUCCGAAAGGAAGUCUUGAUAUAUCAGGUCCAGAUGUAGAUGUUAAGGCUCCUGAAGUGGACAUUGACAGUAAAUUUAAAAGCCCUAAAUUUGAAAUGCCCUCAAUGCAUUUCAAUUUACCAGAGGUAUCAAUGCCUAAUUUUGAUCUAAAUCGAAAAGGUUCCAACUUGGAUAGUAAUGUAAAAGGUCCUAAAAUGGACAUCAAAGGUCCAGAAGUUGACCUUGAGGCUCCAGAUAUAGAUGCUGAUGGUAAACUAAAAGGUCCUAGAUUUAAAAUGCCUUCACUACAUUUUCCAAAAAUGCCUGAUGUUGAUCUUAGUCUGAAGGGCUCUAAAGUAGAAGGAGAUUUGAAAGGUCCCAAAGCUGAAGUGAAGAUUCCAGAGCUCAAUGUUGAAACUCCUGAUAUUGAUUUAGAAGUCCCUGAUGCAAAUAUUAAAGAUCCAGAAGGAAAACUUAAAAUGCCCAAGUUUAAAAUGCCAAAAUUUGGUAUUUCCCGACCAAAAGUUGAAGGUCCUAAUAUAGAUGUUGAUCUAAAUGUAAAAGGGCCUAAAUUGAAAGGAGGGGUAGAUGUUGAUCUACCAAAGGUAGAAACAAAUUUGAAAGGCCCUAAUAUUGACAUGAGAGGGCCAGCACUUGGUAUUGAUACAGGGCUUGAUGCAGAGGGCCCAGAGGGAAAACUGAAGAUGCCUAAAUUCAAAAUUCCAAAGUUUGGGUUUUCAGGACCCAACGUUGAAGGCACUGAAGUGGAUAUUAACCUUCCAAAAGCAGACCUUAAUCUGUCUGGCCCAGAUGUGGACAUUGAGGGACCUGAAGGUAAACUGAAAGGUCCUAAAUUUAAGAUGCCACCAUUUAACAUUGAUUUCCCUAAUGUAACUAUGCCUGAUAUUGAUCUGAGCAUGAAAGGCACAAAAUUAGGUGAUAUCAAAGGUCCUAAAGUUGAUAUUAAAAAACCUGAGGUGGAUAUUGACAUUCCUGAUGUAGGUGUUGAUGGAAAGGUUAAGGGACCGAAAUUCAAAGUGCCAUCAGUAAAUCUCCCUAAUGUGUCUAUGCCCAAUAUUGAUUUGAAUUUAAAAGCCCCAAACUUGAAAGGAGGGACUGAUGUUUCUCUCCCCAAAGUGGAAGGCAAGUUAGAGGGCCCAAGCAUUGAUGCUGAUCUUGAUAUCACAGGGGCAGGAUUGGAUAUUGAGGGGCCUGAAGGUAAAGUUAAAAGUCCCAAAUUUAAGAUGCCCACAAUGAAUUUUCAUCUGCCUAAGGGAUCUAUGCCAGAUAUUGAUUUAAGUAUGAAAGGUCCCAAACUAGGAGAUGUGAAAGGGCCUAAAAUUGAUGUUGAGGCACCUGAGAUGGACCUUAAGGCUCCUGAUUUGGAUCCUGAUGGAAAAGUAAAGGGCCCAAAAUUGAAGAUGCCAUCAGUAAAUCUCCCAACUGUGUCUCUUCCUGACUUUGGUUUAAACAUCAAAGGUCCUAGCUGGAAAGGAGAAGCAGAUGUUUCUUUACCCAAAAUAGAAGGAGAAAUUAAGAGACCCAAUGUUGACAUAAAGGGCCCACAACUUCAAUUAGAGACUUCAGAUGUUGAUAUAGAGUGCCCUGAAGGUAAACUGAAAAUGCCUAAAUUUAAAAUGCCAAAGUUUGGGUUUUCAGGGUCCAAUAUUGAAGGAGUAGAAGGCGAUAUAAAAACACCUGAAAUGGAUAUUGAGGGUCCUGAGGGCAAGAUUAAAGGCCCAAAAUUUAAGAUGCCUAAAUUGGAUAUUAAUAUGCCCAAUAUGCCUGAUAUAGAUCUUGGUGUAAAAGCUCCCAAACUAAAAGGGAGUGUGGACAUAACUGACGGAAAUCUGGAGGCUGAUAUAAAGGUUCCAAAGGCUGAUAUUAAAGGUCCUGAUGUUGAUAUCCCCAGCCCAUCUCUAUCUGUAGAGCUACCUGAAGGUAAAGUUAAAGGUCCCAAAUUUAAAUUGCCAUCAUGGGGAUUUUCAAAACCAAGUGUAUCAAUGCCAGAUUUAGAUCUUAAUCUGAAAGGCGGUAAGGUUAAAGGUGACAUUGAUGCAACAAAGGGAGGUAGUCUCAAAGGCCCCGAAUUAGGAAUAGGUUUGCCAGAAGCAGACAUUGACAUGCCAGAAACAAAAACUAAAAAAUCAAAAUUUAGGCUGCCCAAAUUUAAUUUCUCAGCUCCCAAGGUACAGACACCCAGUGCUGAUAUAAAAGCUCCAAAAGCUGAUAUUGAAAUCGGUGGUCCUGAUGUAGAAAUACCAAAUCUAGAGGCAAAAGGUAAAAGUCAUAAAUUCAAAAUGCCUUCAUUAAACAUAACAGGUCCCAAAGUGUCUAUGCCAGAUGUUGAAUUAAACAUGAAAGGACCAAAGUUAAAAGGAGAUAUGGAUGUGUCUGUUCCAAAGGUUGAAGGUGAAUUACAUGGCCCCAAGCUUGAUAUCAAAACACCUGAUUUAGACUUGGAGACACCAGAUGUUUGUAUAGAUGGUGCAGAAGGUAAAGGAAAGCUUAAAAUGCCCAAAUUUGGUAUUCCUAAAUUCGGAUUUUCUGGCACCAAACCAGAUGCUCCAGAUAUUGAUCUAAAAUUUCACAAACUACCUACUUCUGAUGUAGACUUUGAAACUCCAAAUGUAGAUAUUGAAGGAAAACUUAAGGGUUCCAAAGUUAAGAUGCCUUUUCCAGAUGUUGACCUAACUCUUAAAGGUCCUAAGCUUGAAGGAGACUUAAAAGAUCCCAAAGUAGGCCUAAAACACCCAGAAAUUGACAUUAAAGCAACAGAUGUAGAUAUUGAUGGUAAAAUAAAAAGUCCCAAGUUUAAGCUACCUUCACUGCAUAUGCCAGAAAUGAAAGUACCUGAUAUUGACCUAAAUUUGAAAGGUCCUAAUCUGAAAGGUCUAAAGUUUGAAGGAGAUUUGAAAGGUCCCAAAGUUGACAUCAAAGGCCCAGAAGUUGAUGUUGAGGCUCCAGAUGUAGAUAUUGAUGGAAACGUAAAAGGUCCCAAGUUCAAGCUACCUUCAAUGCCAAAAAUGUCAAUGCCUGAUAUUAAUUUGAAAGGUCCUAAAAUAGGUGGAGAUUUGAAAGCUCCCAAAGUUGACAUCAAAGGCCCAGAAGUUGACCUUGAGGCUCCAGAUGUAGAUAUGGAUGGAAAAGUAAAAGGUCCUAAGUUCAAGUUACCUUCAAUGCCAAAAAUGUCAAUGCCUGAUAUUGACUUUCAUUCUAAAGGUCCUAAAAUAGAAGGAGAUUUGAAAUGCCCUAAAGUAGACCUUAAAGCCCCAGAACUUGAUGUUGAAGGUCCAGGCGUAGACCUAGAAGCACCAGACAUCCAUCUGAAAGGUCCAGAAGGCAAAUUGAAAAUGCCCAAAUUUAAAAUGCCCAGAUUUGGUAUGUCUGGUCCUAACGUAGAGGGUCCAGAUAUUGAUGCUAGCCUUCCUAAAGGAAGUAUCGAUAUAUCUGGUCCAGGUGUGGAUAUUCAGGCUCCUGAUGUAGACUUUGAGGGACCAGAAGGCAAAUUGAAAGGCCCCAAGUUUACAAUGCCCAAAGUGAAUAUAGGUCUACCAAAUGUACCAAAAGUAUCAAUGCCUGACUUUGAUCUUAAUCUGAAA
Messenger RNA from Staurois parvus, 4761 nucleotides. The record is from the annotation of a GenBank genome assembly. NCBI's taxonomy places the organism in Eukaryota, Metazoa, Chordata, Amphibia, Anura, Ranidae.